ACGUAAUUCGCCGACCUCGCCUGUUCAAAAAGUAACAGCAAAUAAAAUGGCGUCGGAAAUCAGCUGUGAAAGCCAAGAUGAGAAAUCUGCUCUCAUCGGGGAAGACGCAAAACAGCAGCGUGGAACCGAAUCGAAGCUGAAGCUUUAUCACUGGACGCAGUCUUUCAAUUCGCAGAAGGUGCGUUUGGCCAUAGCGGAGAAAGGUCUGCAGUGUGAGGAGUAUGACGUGAGUCUACCGCUCAGUGAACACAACGAGCCAUGGUUCAUGCGCCUGAAUCCGGCUGGUGAGGUACCGGUUCUGGUCCACCGUGACAACGUCAUAUGUGACCCAGCGCAGAUCAUGGACUACCUGGAGCAGAACUUCAAUGAUGAAGGUUCUCCCAAGCUGGUGCCUGCGGAAGGAAGUACAUACUACCACAGAGUGCAGCACUACAGGGAGCUGCUGGACUCACUACAGAUGGACGCCUACACGCACGGCUGCAUCCUCCACCCUGAGAUCACCGUGGACUCCCACAUACCGGCGUAUGCUGCCACGUGCAUUCAAACACAGAUCGGGAACACAGAGUCGGAGCUGAAGAAACUGGCUGAGCAGAAUCCGGAGCUUAAAGAUGCUUACGUAGCGAAACAGAGGCGCCUGAAGUCCAAGUUGUUUGACCACGACAACAUAAAGUACCUGAAAAAGCUUCUGGAUGAGCUGGAGAAUGUGAUGGACCAGGUAGAAACAGAACUGCAGAGGAGAGUGGAGGAAACACCAGAAGAAGGCGGUCAGUCCUGGCUGUGCGGGGACUUCUUCAGCAUGGCCGACGUCUCGCUGGCCGUCGUCCUCCACCGCCUCAAGUUCCUCGGCCUCUCCCGCCGCUACUGGGGCGACGGUAACCGCGGCAACCUGGGGGCGUACUACGAGCGCGUGGUGGAGCGGCCGGCCUUCCGGAGGGUCCUGGGCCACGUCAACAACAUCCUGAUCUCGGCCGUGCUGCCCGUGGCGUUCCGCCUGGCCAGGAGGAAGGCGCCGGCGCUCGCCGGGGCCACUCUGCUGAUCGGCGUCCUGGGAGGAGCCACGUACCUCGGCUUCCUGUUCGUGAAGAGGAGGAUGACGGCCGUUGGCUGAGCGAGGGGGAAGCGGCGGCGUGGGACGGGAUCGGCCCGGGGUGCCCACUGUACACGCAAGCAAAGCUAAACUGACAGCAGUGGCACGUACAGGACAGUAAUUGAAGCAGAUCUUAGUUGUUUUCGUUUACUGGUAGCACAAAAACGCACUUUUGUCCGCGCACAAUAAACGACUGCUGCAUUAUUUACCAAAAGUCAGAUUUCACCCAUCAAAUGUUCAAAUGUUUAGUGUUUUUCCAGUUCUCUGAAUAUAUAUGAAUACAUGACUGAAGGCUUUGAGUCAUAACCUGUACUAAAAAAUAAACCAAAAGAAAACUGCCUGUCA
Messenger RNA from Betta splendens (Siamese fighting fish), 1432 nucleotides. RefSeq names its product ganglioside induced differentiation associated protein 1 (gene gdap1). NCBI's taxonomy places the organism in Eukaryota, Metazoa, Chordata, Actinopteri, Anabantiformes, Osphronemidae. Bases 47 to 1108 code for a protein of 353 amino acids. Gene Ontology annotation, cellular component: mitochondrial outer membrane. Gene Ontology annotation, biological process: mitochondrial fusion; mitochondrial fission. The record is from RefSeq and is a predicted model, not a curated record. The transcript is spliced from 6 exons.